GCGGGUCGUCAGUGAGUGAUGUCCUCAGCCAAGAGGCAGUGCUGUUCGCGCGUAGGCCAAGACAAUGGCUUCCAAACUAGAAGGCCGGACUCUCUGCUGGACAUCACGGCCAAGAUAGUGGCAGAAAACAUCCCCUUCCAGAGGAUAGAGGAGCGGUACGACCGUAUCCCGGAGCCUGUGCAGCGCAGGAUAAUCUUCUGGUCGUUCCCGAGGGAUGAAAGAGAUAUUUGCAUGUACUCGUCGUUAUCGCGGGUGACCCCAGUGAGUGCUAGUGGAGAACAUCAGAACCUUAGUUUUUACAAAGGAUUAAAACUGCUGGAGAGUGGAUGUGUAGAUGGAGUCCUUCAAGUUGGGUUCCAUUUGUCCGGAGUAGUGACCAGUCCGCGUGCCAGCAGUCCUCCCGCGCCUCCCUACAAUCCAGAGCCGGACAAGAGGUACAAAGUCUCCGUCAGUUUCGACAGAUGCAAAAUCACCUCAGUAACAUGCAGUUGUGGCACGAAGGAUAUUUUCUGGUGUCAACAUGUGGUGGCGUUGUCGCUCUAUCGUAUCAGAAAUGCAGAAAUCGUCAGACUCAGGGUUCCCAUUUCAGAAACACUACUGCAGAUGGACCGCCAGCAGCUGCAGAAGUUUGUCCAGUACCUGAUCUCAGAACACCACACAGAAGUGCUACCAACUGCGCAGAAACUAGCGGACGAGAUACUCCAACAGCGUUCCGAGAUCAACCAGAUACCAGGAGCGCCAGAUCCAACAGCUGGGGCGAGUGCAGACGACGACCACACGUGGCAUUUAGACGAGGAACAAGUCUGUGAACAGGUUAAGUCCUACCUCUCUCAGGGUAGUUACUACAAUGCCAACAAACAGCUCAACUCACUCUUCGCCAAGGUGAGGGAGAUGUUACGGGCGCAAGACUCUAACGGUGCGCGGAUGUUGACCCUCAUCACGGAACAGUUCCUCUCAGAUCCGCGGUUGCUGCUGUGGAAGUCGCAGGGAACACCAAUGACGGACAAAUGUAGACAGCUGUGGGAUCAACUUGGAGCACUGUGGGUGUGCAUAGUUCUCAACCCUCACUGCAGCGGCCAAGAGAAAGUCCAUUGGAAAGCACUUCUUGAGAAGUGGACUCGCAACGAGGUCUGUCCACAAGAAGAUCCGGACUUCAGGCCACAACCCAUUCCCCGUCUGGACCCGUACCACGGGGGAGGCGGAGGAUUCCACUCGUCGGACAGCAGCUCUGAAGACGAAGGCAAUGGAAACAACGGCAGCAACAACAACAGCAGCAACAACUUCUGCAGCAACAGCCACAACAACCACGGCUCUAGCUCCAGCAGGAGACGAGGAUGGAUGAGUCAUCAUGGUAGAUCUACGUCUGCGCCUAUCCUACGCACAGUCUUCCAUAGAGCUUUGGAUGCUGUUGGAAUGUCCUGGGACAACAUGCAUCUAAAGAACAUCUUGUCCAGUGACUCGUACUGCAGUCAUGUACCGGACAGCUCUCUCAUCUCGGGUACCUUCAACCCCCUCGGACAGCCGCUGUGGCACGAGGCUCUGCCAAUCUGCGCAGCCCGUGUGGACGCUCUGCGGUCCCACGGCCACCAGGCAGCAGCGCUGCGGCUGGCAGUGGCAGUGAUCCGCACUAUGAAGCAGCAACAGCUGACUGCGCAACGCAAGUGGCAUGAGAGUCAACAGAGCAAACCUUGCACUAGCUCAUCUGGCUGCGACAACCACCGUUGCACCGGGUAUGGUGUCCAGUGCACUAGGUCAGAACAGCCGUGCACGUCACGGUGUAGUUACUCCUCUAGAAGUUGUUCUACAGGUUACUACGAUAACCACGCUAGACCCCCCUCUGCUUGCAGUUCACGGUGUACGAGCAAUGGCUUCAGUGACUGUCAUUACCGCUUCAACCCUCUCUGCAACAAUCCUCGCUGCUACAACCCUCUCGGCCGCUCUCAGAGUGUCAGGUGUGGCGUGAGGUGUUGUGUGAAAAGCUGCGGACCUCCACCACAAGGCAACACUGAAGGUUGGGUGGGGCAUCCUCUGGAUCCUAUUGGCUGCCUGUUUGACACUCUGGCCGAUGCGUCUCUAGUCACCGACGACUCGGCUCCUCGAACACCAUCUUACUUCGAUCCUGUUGGGGUUGAGGAGACGGUGAGCAGCAUCCCCCCCAGAUACCAGCACGUUCCUGUGGUUGGGUCCAGGGAUCGGUCCGAGACUUACCUCACUCUAGCUGUGGAGGUGGCUCUGAUUGGACUGGGACAACAGCGGAUAAUGCCUCCUGGACUCUACGCCCAGGAGAAGGCGUGUAAGCAGGAGGACCGGCUGAUCGCGAAGCUCCAGGAAAUGGAGCUAGACAACAGCCUGGUAGCCGUACUGCGGAGACAGGCCAUUGUACUGCUAGAGGGAGGCCCCAGCAGUGGUCUGGGCAUCGGCAUCCACCCGGAGUCUAUCCCCAUGCACACUUUCGCUAGGUUUCUCUUCCUAGCUCUACUCAACUACUACCCGGACCUCGCUUAUGAAGUAGGCCUGAGGGCGAUGAGAUUGCCGGUAAUGGAGGAACAUGAGGACUCUGACGACCCUGUAAACGGAAACGUCUCUUCGUUAGUGCUCAGCCGCUACCCUCGGUGGUUCACCAUUGGACACAUCGAGACACAACAGUGCGCCUUGGCAUCCACCAUGCUCAGUGCUGCCAAAGGAGAAGUGAUGAGGCUACGGACAGUGCUGGAGUCGGCUCAGAGGCACAUCCACAGCUCGUCUCACCUGUUCAAACUCGCCCAGGAUGCCUUUCGCUUCGCCACACCCGAGACUGGACCGAGACAUCCCACCCUGCUCAGCGUAGCCUUUGAACUGGGCCUGCAGGUAAUGCGGAUGACACUAUCCUCUCUGAACUGGCGCCGCAGAGAGAUGGUACGAUGGCUGGUCACAUGUGCAACCGAGGUGGGAGUGGAGGCUCUAGUCUCCAUCAUGCAGAACUGGUACCAGCUGUUCACACCUACUGAGGCUACAGGCCCAGUCGCCACCACCAUCAUGUCUCAUAGCACCAUCAUGCGCCUCAACCUGACGUUUGCUCAACAGGAGGAACUCUCUGGAUGCGCUCGAACACUCGCUCUGCAGUGCGCAACCAAGGACCCUCCCAACUGUGCCUUGAAUGCUCUAACCCUGUGUGAGAACGAAGCACUGGCGUUCGAGACUGCGUACCAGAUAGUGAUUGACGCAGCGUCACACAUCAUGACGUCUUCUCAACUCUUCACCAUCGCUAGGUACAUGGAGCACCGCGGGUAUCCGACACGUGCGUACAAACUGGCGAUGCUCGCAAUGAAGAAUGUUCAUCUGGCGUACAAUCAGGACACUCACCCAGCAAUCAACGACAUUCACUGGGCGUGUGCGCUGAGUCAUUCUCUGGGCAAACAAGAACUGAGCAACAUGAUUCCUCUGCUAGUCAAGAACGUGCAGUGUGCCACUGUGCUGUCUGACAUCUUGCGCAGAUGCUCAAUAAGCGCUCCUGGUGUGUCUUGUCCUCACCCUGUGGAAGGCAAGCAUCAUCAUCACCAUCAUCCCCGCAGCGGUGGGUCCGGACGUAGCAGUGUCAAACCUCUCAGCUACGACAGACCGCCUCUGCGCCAACUAUUAGAAGCCGCAGUCGCCGCUUACGUCAACACAACUCACUCCCGUCUCACUCACAUAUCGCCGCGCCACUACGGCGACUUCAUCGACUUCCUCGGAAAAGCUCGUGACACCUUCGUCCUCGCACACGACGGCCACGCGCAGUUCACGCAGCUCGUGGAAAACAUGAAGCUCGCGUACAAGGGGAAGAAGAAGCUCAUGUUCUUGGUCAAGGAGAGGUUCGGCUGACCAAUGUAUGCGCUCAGAGCUCUCUAGCAUUAGGGUGAUGCGUGGCAGUUUACAGCACUAUCUCGUAAAUAUAUUUUAUGCGGCCUUAUCAGAGAUUUUUAUAGUUUGGAUUACUCGGUUUAGCUUUUAAUUUUUUUCAUCCUUCCAUGUUUUAGUAACGUACCAGUAUUCCGUAGUAUCCGAGUAGUUAUAAGGUUGCUUGUUCGAUCCUGAGCGGGACUCAGAUGCUAUUUGUUAUAGGUGUACCUAUCAAAAGAUCAAUGUCAUAUAGUAACAAGACCAGUGUUCCUUACAAAAAAAAAAGAAAAAAAAUCCAUGGGUGCAAAUAAAAAUAAAAAAUAAAAUUUCUUUGAUAACAAAACAAAAUAUCUGAAAUACACUGGUAUUCAUUGAUUUAUUGAUAGUGUAAACUUACAUUUCUUUGUAUCUUUAAUGUUAUUUUAAAAUUAAUUACGACGAAGGAUGGUCAUUAUAGAGUGCUGUUAACACUACGAUCUCACUUUAACCGUCUUCGCAUCACUCUAAAAAGAGAAAAUUAUUCUAAAAUACUUUCAGUAUUUCAAGCGCGACCUUUAAAAUCCUAUUUUUACAUAUUUUUUGUUUUGUAACUGUGUUAGUUAUAAUCUAAUAAACUGUAUAAUAAUAUGUAACAAUGUAAAUUGAGUAAAUAAUGUCUAAUUCGGCUUAACUAUAUACUAUAUUUUACUAGAGUAAUAUUUUUAUGAGUAUAACUCAUGCUUCCAUUACGUUAUUGUGAAUUUACGACGUGUAUAUGCAGUUCAGCUAUUAUAUUCCCACCAUUUUGUAAUCAAAGUAAUGUUAUUUUUAUGCGACUUGCAUUUUUCACUUGUUAGAUUAAGUGGGUUCAAUUAGUAAGUUUAAAUACUCAGUACAAUAUUUUUAUCAUUACAAGUUAUUUAUAAGGCUCAAUCUGUAGUCUGAAGUUUUUGCAGUUACUUUUUACGAGGAGAUGAUUCAUAAACAUAACAGCACCAAAAUAACUUUCUCAUUUGGUUUUACUCUUUUAUUUUAGAACACCCUUUUAAAAUAAUUUAAAUUUGAAAGAAGCUUUAAAAAGAUGUUUUAAUUAGUUACUACAUCAUCUUUGUUAUUACUUCCUCUUUCAAGUUUAUAAUUAAACUAAUUGGCUCUUCAAUUGAUUCCCUCCCAAAUUUUUACUGUUUCAACCCGAUAUGGUAAGAAAUUACAAUUUAACAUAGAGUGCCUUACGAGAAAGCUAAGUUAGAAGUGAAUGUUCACUUAGUCAAACUUUCCAUAUCAUAUCUUCGUCAACGUUAACUGGUUAUGUUAUGAAUCAUCUGUUCUUAGUUUAAUUUACACAACCGAGAUCUCAAAAAUAGUUAUUCCAAGAAAGGGAGACUCAAUUAGUGAUUUUGGUCACGUUUUGUUAUUUUGAUUUUGAACGUGCAACUUCCCAUUAUUUUACUACCAAAGAUUGUUAUGAUUGUAAAUAUUGCAAUUACUUGUAUAUAAAGUAGUUAGACUAGAACAAUACCGUAGAUCACAGCUUCCUAUAGUCAUUCAGUGUUGUCGAGUACAAAUUUCACGGGACAAAUGAUUCCGCGAUCCUACCUCCGGCUGCGUCCCGUUUUGAUCCGAGACGUCGGCGAAUCGUUCCUAUUAACCGAUUGGUUUGUUAGUCAGCUGUGGCUCUAAUAGUCUAAUUUGAAUUAUUUUCUUUGAUAGAAUUGCAAAACUACAAACAGAAAUGUUUAAACUAGGGAGUAAUUUUUAAAAUAUAUUUAAUUUCAUUUUGUAAUCCAUCCAAAACAUUACAUUUAAUGUAAUAAUGAUUAUAAACGCAAGUAGAAUAACUUUUUAUGGUUUUUAUGAUUGUUUUGUUUAUGGUUAGCGUUUUUUUCAUCCAGCCAAAAUUUUAUGUGUUAUGUUGUUUUUAUUACAAUAUUUUGUUAAACGUUUACGAUUGAGUUGGAAUUUUAUUGUGUUGUUGUCUGUUAUAUGAUCUUUCAAGGUUUUUCAGUUCAUGAUUAGAUUUUUCACCAAUUUUCCAGUUUGUUUUAUUAAUUUUGAUUACUGACUGGAUUCAGUGCUAGGUUACCAGACAGUUUUUUUUUUUUUUUUUUGUAAUUAAUGACAACAAGUUUCGUUAAUUGUAUUAUAACUGAAUAUUAUUUUGUAUUAUUUCAAGACUUAUUUUUUAGUGUAUAAAUAUGUUGUAAAUUAGCAUAUUGUGUUGUUUGAUAUUGUGGUUAUGAAGUUGGAGUUUUGUUCGGAUAGAUUAAAUAACCUACAAAUGGAAAUAAUUUUUUUUUAGUUUCAAACGGUUAACUGUUUAUUAUGUUAUUUACAAUUCAUCCAUGAAAUGUAUUUCUUAUCUGAUUUUUAUCAGAAGAAAUUUCAUACUUGACUGGCGCUGAUAUUUUUCAAAAACAACUCUUACCAAUAAGCGAUGCAACUUGUAGAAAGCUCAGUAUUCAACAUAGUGAUCUUUGUAAAAAGCCUACUUAACUACAGUUCAUUCCAAGGGUGAUCAACUCUCUGUAAUAUAGGUGUAAAGUGACUGAUUUAUAUUGUGUAAUUUAUUUUAGGUAAGCAUAGUUAAAUAAUAGUUUGAAUUCAAGAGACUGUCGUCACGAGUCGUGCACAGUUUUGGUGUACGUUAGUGAUCGCUUUGUCUUAAACUUAUCUUUACGAUAAGCUUUAUAGUUUUAGUUUACAUGAAUCCUAAACUAUCUUGCCAUAAGAUUCAGGUACUGGACGUCAGUGCAGUAGGUCUGUAGAUAUUCAUAUGUCAGCGUGGAUACCUGUUGUGAUAACGUUGCAUAAUUGUCCGUUUGUAGUUUGUAUUAAUUUUAUUUCAAUUAUCAUUCUACUGUGCAACUCAUCAAUAAACUGUUUUUACAAUUAUAAA
This is a messenger RNA of Macrosteles quadrilineatus (aster leafhopper), 6733 nucleotides long. Its product is annotated as zinc finger SWIM domain-containing protein 5-like. Bases 19 to 3840 code for a protein of 1273 amino acids. NCBI's taxonomy places the organism in Eukaryota, Metazoa, Arthropoda, Insecta, Hemiptera, Cicadellidae. The transcript has 22 exons. The record is from RefSeq and is a predicted model, not a curated record. Gene Ontology annotation, cellular component: Cul2-RING ubiquitin ligase complex. Gene Ontology annotation, molecular function: zinc ion binding.